AUCCCUUUGCCUGAUGCUUCAUUCAGGGUGUUGAAGAAGGUCAGGGAAUUUUGCAAAUACUACAAGAACGAUGCGUGUCCCACUGCCAGGAACCGGCGUGAUACCCCCAGGCUAACUAGCAUCAGUGAAUGGAACCAAAACUCUAUCACUGCCGACCAAGAUAUGCUUUUCGAGAUAAUCUUGCCUGCAAAUUAUCUUCAGAUCACGUUACUCUUCUACGAUUUCAGAUGUCAAACAGUUGUCAACAGGACUAAGAGAAGCACCCCUGAAAAACUGUGUAAUUUCUUGGCUUCUCAACGAAUCGACUGCGGAGAUAUGCCCCGUUGGUGGUACACUAUAAUCAACUUAUGA
Messenger RNA from Suillus subaureus, 351 nucleotides. RefSeq lists its product as uncharacterized. The annotation marks the transcript as partial. Gene Ontology annotation, molecular function: cullin family protein binding. Lineage: Eukaryota; Fungi; Basidiomycota; Agaricomycetes; Boletales; Suillaceae. The record is from RefSeq and is a predicted model, not a curated record. Gene Ontology annotation, biological process: SCF-dependent proteasomal ubiquitin-dependent protein catabolic process; mitotic cell cycle. Gene Ontology annotation, cellular component: nucleus; cytoplasm. The transcript has 3 exons.